GCUCAAUUCCCUGUUAACGUUUCAGGUACACAAAGGAUGCGCUGUGCCUGGUGUCAAUGAAUGAAGCAAAACGAAAGUAUAUUCUAUUAAAGGCGAACAGAAUACCUUAGGCAUGCGUUUUGCAACGCAACGAUGCCACGUGUCGCACCCCGCAAACCUAUCGGUGGGUCAUCCAACCCCGCGCGCACCACGCACGCAUGUGUACGAUGUCGGUUGAAGAAAGCAAAAUGCACAGGCAACCCUUGCGACAAAUGUGUAGCAAAAAAUGUUGUCUGUAGUUUCAGCCCAAAGAGGAACACAGUACAGCCCGUCUCAGUGGGUUACACCCGUCUUCUUGAGGAACAAGUAAAGACUUUGAAGGCCAAUCUCUACAAAGCACACUCUGCCAGAGCAGGAGAGGUCAACAUCAACGAUCUCAUUAAUACAAGCGAGACGAGUUCUGCACAUGAAUACAAUGCUAGCAACCAACAACUUAGCAACAAAGCCCUAGGCAAACUUCCAGUGGGGGUCUCAGGCAAACAUUUGGAGAAGCAUCUAUUCGGACAUGCGGCCGGGCAUCCAGUCGAACAUCCAGUCAAACAUUCAGUCAAACAUCCAGUCGAACAUCCAGUCAAACAUCCAGUCGAAUAUUCAGUUGAACAUCCGGUUAAACAUCCAGUUGAACAUGUAGUUGAACAUCCCGUGAAACAUCCGGUCGAACAUCCAAUUGAACAUCCAGUCGAACAUCCGGUCGAACAUCCAGUCGAACAUCCGGUCGAACAUCCGGUCGAACAUCCAGUCGAACAUCCAGUCCUGCAUCCACUCCCAUAUCCGGUCCAGAAUCCAGUCGAAUAUUCAGGCGGACUUGAUGUUGGACAUCCAGGUGGACACCCAGUCCAGCAUCCACUCCUAUAUCCCCAGCACCCAGUCCAGAAUCUAGCAGAACAUUCAGACGGACUUGAUGUUGGACAUCCAGGUGAACAUUCAGGCGGACUUGAUGUUGGACAUCUAGGUGGACAUUCAGACAGGAUUACAGCCGAGUCAUCGCAUGAACUGCCAAUAUGCAGAGUGACGCAUUCAAUCUUGGGUGCUCUGGACAAUUUUCCGAACACACCGAUGGUCGCCGGCGGUCGAUACUUUACCGACCAACCUGCCGCUGACAGCCUAGAAUUACUCGAGACGGUUCUACCGGAUCAAAGCUGGGUAGAGGACUGGGGUGCAUCACUUUAUGAUAUAUAGUUUGUACUGCUCCUUAGCUAGGAAAUAUUGUUUUAUGGAAUUAUUCACCAAGUACGCAUACCAUGAGUCCAGCAAGUCGAUAUCAGCGUGUACAUUUCACCGAACCGGUUUAUUCUUCCGUCUUGUACUCCCUUAAUCAACCAGAAUACUG
This is a messenger RNA of Aaosphaeria arxii CBS 175.79, 1369 nucleotides long. RefSeq lists its product as uncharacterized. The transcript has 3 exons. Gene Ontology annotation, molecular function: zinc ion binding; DNA-binding transcription factor activity, RNA polymerase II-specific. Gene Ontology annotation, biological process: regulation of DNA-templated transcription. The coding region runs from base 133 to 1218 and encodes 361 amino acids. NCBI's taxonomy places the organism in Eukaryota, Fungi, Ascomycota, Dothideomycetes, Pleosporales. The record is from RefSeq and is a predicted model, not a curated record.